Cynocephalus volans (Philippine flying lemur) is the source of this 866-nucleotide messenger RNA. RefSeq names its product protein-L-isoaspartate O-methyltransferase domain-containing protein 1-like. Gene Ontology annotation, biological process: protein modification process. The transcript has 2 exons. Gene Ontology annotation, molecular function: protein-L-isoaspartate (D-aspartate) O-methyltransferase activity. The record is from RefSeq and is a predicted model, not a curated record. NCBI's taxonomy places the organism in Eukaryota, Metazoa, Chordata, Mammalia, Dermoptera, Cynocephalidae. Gene Ontology annotation, cellular component: cytoplasm. The coding region runs from base 1 to 843 and encodes 280 amino acids.
AUGAGGCAAGCGCCCCUGGCCCUGCUCAUCGCUGCGGCGGGCCGGACCGACCUACCGACCGACCGCCGCGCCACAGGUCCUUUUGGAAUAAAUCAUGGGAUUGAGCUUCAUUCAGAUGUGGUGGAAUAUGCCAAGGAAAAACUGGAGAGCUUCAUCAAAAAUAGUGAUAGCUUUGAUAAAUUUGAGUUUUGUGAACCUGCAUUUGUGGUUGGUAAUUGCCUCCAGAUAGCAUCUGACAGUCAUCAGUAUGAUCGAAUUUAUUGUGGAGCUGGAGUCCAGAAAGACCAUGAAAACUACAUGAAAAUAUUACUAAAAGUUGGAGGCAUACUAGUCAUGCCUAUAGAGGAUCAGUUAACACAGAUUAUGCGAACUGGACAAAAUACUUGGGAAAGUAAAAAUAUCCUUGCUGUUUCAUUUGCUCCACUUGUACAACCAAGUAAGAAUGAUAAUGGCAAACCAGAUUCUGUGGGACUCCCCCCCUGUGCUGUCAGGAAUCUACAGGACUUGGCUCGUAUCUACAUUCGACGCACACUUAGAAAUUUCAUAAAUGAUGAGAUGCAGGCCAAGGGGAUUCCUCAAAGGGCUCCACCCAGAAGAAAAAGAAAGAGAGUUAAACAGAGAAUUAACACUUACGUAUUUGUGGGUAAUCAGCUCAUUCCUCAGCCUCUAGACAGAGAGGAGGACGAAAAAAUGGAAGAAGAUAACAAAGAAGAGGAAGAGAAAGACCACAGUGAAGCCAUGAAGACAGAGGAGCCACCUCAAAACUUACUGAGAGAAAAAAUCAUGAAGCUGCCCCUCCCUGAAUCUUUGAAAGCUUACUUGACAUAUUUUAGAGACAAAUAACUUAGGUCAAGAAGAAAGAAUGC